AUGGCUACUCUAGAGGAAUUGGCAGCGCAACAGCUUCCAGGGGAUGAGGAGAUUGAUAAUGAGAUUUUAAAUCUCCCCACAUCUGAACUUCAGACAAGAACAAAACUCUUGGAUAACGAGAUUAGAAUCUUCAGGUCAGAAUUGCAGCGUCUAUCGCACGAAAAUAAUGUUAUGCUCGAAAAGAUCAAGGAUAAUAAAGAGAAGAUUAAGAAUAAUAAGCAACUUCCAUAUCUGGUGGCGAACGUUGUUGAGAUCAUGGAUAUGGAUGAGCUGGAUGAUGAACAGCAUAACGAAUCUACGACGCAGGGGGGCAACGUUAACUUGGAUAACAUCGCGGAAGGGAAAGCUGCUGUGGUAAAGACAUCAUCUAGACAAACUGUGUUUCUUCCCAUGGUAGGCCUUGUCGAACCAGAUAAGUUGAAACCAAACGAUCUAGUAGGUGUGAACAAGGACUCUUACCUCGUACUAGACACUCUACCCUCCGAAUUUGAUUCCCGUGUCAAGGCAAUGGAGGUGGACGAAAAACCUACAGAAACCUAUUCCGAUGUCGGUGGAUUAGAUAAGCAGAUCGAAGAAUUAGUGGAGGCCAUUGUCCUUCCCAUGAAACAGGCAGAGAAAUUUAAAGAUAUGGGAAUAAAGGCCCCAAAAGGUGCUUUGAUGUACGGUCCCCCAGGUACGGGUAAAACCCUUCUUGCAAGGGCAUGUGCAGCUCAAACAAAUGCCACUUUUCUAAAGUUGGCUGCCCCUCAGCUUGUGCAAAUGUUUAUAGGUGAAGGUGCCAAACUAGUGCGUGACGCUUUUGCACUUGCCAAGGAAAAAGCCCCCGCUAUCAUAUUCAUUGACGAGCUGGAUGCCAUUGGUACCAAGCGUUUCGAUUCCGAGAAAUCUGGUGACAGAGAGGUCCAGAGAACUAUGCUUGAGUUGCUAAACCAGCUGGAUGGUUUCGGCUCAGACGACCGUGUAAAGGUCUUAGCUGCUACAAAUCGUGUUGACGUUUUAGAUCCUGCUUUAUUAAGAUCUGGUAGACUUGACAGAAAAAUCGAAUUCCCACUACCUACGGAAGAUGCCAGAGCUCAAAUCUUACAAAUUCAUUCGAGGAAAAUGACCACUGAUGACUCUAUUAACUGGCAAGAAUUAGCAAGAUCUACUGACGAAUUCAACGGUGCUCAGUUGAAGGCCGUUUCCGUCGAGGCUGGUAUGAUUGCAUUACGGAACGGACAAUCUCAAGUAAAGCACGAAGAUUUUGUGGAAGCCAUAGGCGAAGUGCAAGCCAGAAAAUCCAAGUCUGUAUCAUUCUAUGCUUAA
This is a messenger RNA of Lachancea fermentati, 1305 nucleotides long. Lineage: Eukaryota; Fungi; Ascomycota; Saccharomycetes; Saccharomycetales; Saccharomycetaceae. The record is from the annotation of a GenBank genome assembly.